Hemiscyllium ocellatum (epaulette shark) is the source of this 5584-nucleotide messenger RNA. RefSeq names its product repulsive guidance molecule BMP co-receptor a (gene rgma). Gene Ontology annotation, biological process: BMP signaling pathway. Gene Ontology annotation, cellular component: plasma membrane. The record is from RefSeq and is a predicted model, not a curated record. Gene Ontology annotation, molecular function: coreceptor activity. Bases 328 to 1662 code for a protein of 444 amino acids. NCBI's taxonomy places the organism in Eukaryota, Metazoa, Chordata, Chondrichthyes, Orectolobiformes, Hemiscylliidae. The transcript is spliced from 4 exons.
GAAACUCUCCCUCCAUCGCUCUCUCCUUCAUCUCACUGCCGCUUCUGUAUCACAGGUUGUGUGCAAACCAACCCUCUCCUCCCUCCCCUUCCCACAGCCAGGACCCGAUGGGGUCAACAUUGGCCAGAAAAGGGAUGAUCUUGGAGCUGGAAGCAUUUUAGCACAGACGCAUACUCACUCACACACACACACACACACACAUGAAAAGGACGCAAACAACAAAAAAAUCUCACACAAGCCAAGUUUCCCUUUCCUGCAGCUCAGGGGUUUUGAGUGAAGUGGAGGAAGAACUGGGAGCUGUCAUCAUAUCAGCUGGAGAACAGUUACAUGCAGCGGCCGAGGGCGAGCAGAGUUGGAGAGUUGGAGUUCUGCGGGAUCCCAGUGUGGGCUGGAUGGAUGGGAAUGGGGAGAAGAGACGCCCCAUUCGGCUACAGGCUGCUCGGAAUGCUCACCCUCGCUCUCUGGCUCCCAGCAGCCAGCUGCCAGUGCCGGAUUCUGAAGUGUAAUUCGGAGUACCUUUCUGCGACUUCUGGAUUGCACGUGGGUACAGAAGAAUCAGCGGAGUUCUGCGUCGCUCUGCGCGCCUACUCCCAGUGCACGCGCAAGACAGCGCGGGCCUGCCGCGGUGACCUGGCCUACCACUCAGCCGUGCACGGCAUCGAGGACCUCAUGAAUCAGCACAACUGCUCCAAGGUGGGGCCCACCCAGACCCCCGCCCGUGCACAGCCCACCUCCCUGGACUGCAUGGUGCACUCAGACGCCCCUGAGCUCUGCAACUACGAGAAGAGCCUGCAGCGGCACGCGCCGCACCCCAACUACACGCACUGCGGCCUGUUCGGGGACCCGCAUCUCCGCACGUUCACUGAUGACUUCCAAACCUGCAAGGUCCGCGGCGCAUGGCCGCUCAUCGAUAACAACUACCUUUUUGUCCAGGUGACCAAUGUCGCCGUGGUCCCGGGCUCCAGCGCAACUGCCACAAGUAAGCUCACGGUCAUUUUCAAGAACUUCCAGGAGUGCAUUGAUCAGAAGGUGUACCAAGCGGAGACCGACGACCUCCCAGCGGCCUUCAUCGAUGGCUCGAGAAACGGUGGCGAGAAACAUGGCGCCAACAGCCUGAGGGUGCUGGAGAGAGUGGCCGGGCAGCACAUCGAGAUCCACGCCAAGUACAUCGGGACCACCAUCGUGGUGCGGCAGCUGGGCCGCUACCUGACCUUUGCCAUCCGGCUGCCCGAGGAGGUGGCCAAUUCCUUUGAGGACAACCAGGGCCUGCAGCUGUGCCUGAAGGGCUGCCCCACCAACGAGCGAAUGGACUGGAGGCUCCCUCAGCCACGGAAGGGAGGGUCCGCGGCCCCCCACAGCGCCUUCACCCGUGAAGUGGCCACCGCUAAGUGCAGGGAGCGGCUGCCCGUGGACGACCUAUACUUCCGAUCGUGCGUGUUUGACCUCCUGACCACAGGCGACGUGAACUUCACACUUGCGGCAUACUACGCCUUCGAAGAUGUCAAGAACUUGCACUCGAAUAAAGACAGGCUGCACAUAUACCAGAGGACAGCUGACCACUCAGAGGGCAACUCUGCCCCUGGGAGACCCAGUCUCCAGACUCUUCCCAUCGCCCACUUCCUGCUAAUCUGCUCCCUUUGGUGUGGCCUGGCACACCUAUAGCCAUGCUGAUGGGUGACUUUUAUCAAGCAGCUGGUUUUGAUCUGAAUUGUUUUCGCUUUGAACUGCCGGUGACUACCUAUCUCGUACCUCGUUUUUGCGCUCGUCCGUAAAUUAUUUCUGUUCCCCCACCCCCCCGCCCCAGCCCCGGCACCUGCGGACACAUUGAUUUCUUCUCUCCCGCUGCCAGCUGUUAGGUGGAGAUCACCAGUGUCAUUCCCCACCCUGUCGGUGUCUAGUGGUUGUGUGUUUGUGGCGUUUGUAGGGGAUUUGGAAUAGUGCAGGCGUGCGAUGUCCGUCUGAACCAGGGGCCUGGCUGCACAUCUCCGUCACCUCCCUGUGACCGCCCCUCCCCCCCCUGUGACCGCCCCUUCCCCCCCGACCUUCAGCGAAAAGAGGACCACCCAUCUGAAUCUCAGUACAAUUUCAACCCCCUUUCAAAACACCUUUCAAAAUCUAACCCUAACCCCAACCCCUUGACAGGGGAAGCGUCAGCAAAUGGUGAAGGUUCUCACUUGGUGAGGAAUAUUGGAUCCCUGUAAAGCUUCUCCUGGUUGCCAGGAUCUGGGCUUUCACAGGGCACGUUCCUCCUGCUACUUGGGGCCUUCCAUUGAUUCGACCUUCCCUCUGAGGCUGGUGAGUGUUGACAGGCUAUUACCACACCUGGCAUCACAGUGGUCUAGCACUGGGCUCAGUCCCCUUAAGCUACAGAGUGGCACUAAACAUAAGGGCUUCAUCUUCAUGGACAAGGUAAAUGUGCUGCAAGCCUGAGUACGAUGCACUGGCACGUUGUGGAACCCUCCCCCACCCCUCAUCUUCCCAGCUAACCAGGAGCGUAGUGUCAUUUGACUUGGCUUCUCGAUGGGUACCGUGACGUGGAGUUUCAUGCCCAUUUGUGCCUAUUACACUGGCACCUGAUGCCCUGUGUCCCGCUGACUUUGGGUCAGCAAAGCUGUGAGCCUUUGUGUCGAAGUUUGGAACUCGCGCACUGCGGGUCAUUGACCAGCUGCUGGCUCCAGCUGCGCAGCUUGAGAUUAAAGAUGGCGGAACGGACACACUGAUGGCUGGGAAUCCUCACGCAUUUUACCCAGCAGUCCACCACGAGCAGCCCUCUUCCUCCAGGAUCAAUCAGGAUGAGAGACCGUCACCUGCUACACUGGAUCUGACCCAGUAACCUAGACAACUGGAGUGCCCUUCCAGCUCUUCCCAUGUUGGCUUGUGGGUCAGAGGCAGUGAAGGGCCUUAAAUAACACACGCGUGCGCGGUCCUGUCCAUUCACCAUCAUCCAUUGUCCCCACACCCCUUCAGUGAGCUGUAUUUACCUGUUGACCUUCUACUGUUCAAGCAUGUCCAUUUGCCAUGGUGUGAAAGGAGAUGCAUGUGACAGGAAGAGAAAGCUUGCAUCUUUACUGAUGAGGCAGCUCCCCUGAGGGCUCCAGUGAUGAAUGCCCUGCCAGGUGGGUUAGUGAGCUGGAUAGACGCAGGCUGACUUCGCAGUCUGGCUGGAGGGAGCUGUAUUGGUAGGGGCAGAGUUGAUCUCCUUGGGACAAGGAAGGAGGUGAUCAAGCCAGAGUUGCUGUGUUAGCCCCUUUCUGUAGAGAAAUGUCUGAGUGAAUACAGCAGCAUAACGGGGUGGAGGCUGCUAUCAGAUCCGGCUGAUGGGCCUGUGAUUAGAUUAAUUUUCCAACCCAGAGGGAUGUGACACUGGGUGAGCUGACCCUUAAAGACCCAUCUCCGAGGCAAUCAGAACAGUUGAAAAUAGAAAGUAGAUUUUAUAGCUAUGUAUAAUAGUAAGUUACACAGUUUAUGUAAAACAUUCACUUUAUUAUUUAUAUUGAGGAUUACAUUCUGGGGCAGUGUAACAGUAAUAAUAAAAAAAAGUCAUGAGGGUGGGGCAAACAAGGGAGGGGGCUGAAUCAGAAUAGAGUCCGUGGAAGAGAAGGCACACUCCUUACACCAGUAGUGCCCACCUCCAUCUCUUAAAAGCCUCAAGGGUGCUGGUAGACACUGGAGGUUCCCUCUUCUAAGGUUACCUGGCACAAAUGUAGCUGUAGAAGAAGGGCAGUCAGUCAGGAACUACCCCAUACCUUGUCCCUUUCAUGGGUCACUCCCUGAACCCUAUUGGUGGUCAUUUCCGGCUAGUCAAUGAUGAGGUCCUCACCCCACCCCACACAGACAGACAGACAGACAGACACACACGUAAGACGACAGUCUCCAGCUAUUUGAUUGAAGGUUUAAAAAAACACAAGCCACUUCUCAAACACCUUCCUCCACCCAUUGGUUUAGGAGAUCAUUUCCAGCGGGUAUAUAUCGCCACAAUCUUGCUGCAGCCGUUGUUUCCGCUGAAUGAGAACUCAGUGGACGAUACCUACAGAGUGUGGCUUCUCUGUGUGUCUUUCUAACCAACCCCCCGCCCUUUUGCCUCAGAAAUGGGAGAGGCUGAAGGGAUUCUUCCUGCAGCAACUGAUGAGCAUUGGAGCCAAAACCAGGGGGAAGAAAUAGAGUUUGGAAAAGAGAUUGUUAACCACAGACUUGAACUCAGUAGCAGUAUUGCCCCUCUCUUAAAUUGCUGAAGAGCUUCUGUCCUGGCCUUGUCCACUUGUGCUUUCUUAGUCAAGAUCCCUGCCCUUUCCCAUUUGCCAUUUUAACUUGGUCGCUUGUCUUGUGCGACCUUCACCCUGUGGGUCUGGAGAUCUCCGAAGAGCCCAUGCAGUUUCCUUGCCAGUGUUGAUUCCCCUUCUAAGCUGAGGAUGGACUCUGAGUGUAAGCAGGUUACUUUUCUUGCAUCUCAAUCGUGUGCCCACUUGCCCUCCCUCCCUGACUCCCAGCAGCACUGCCUGAGCACAGAGCAGUGGGUGAUGAGCAGGAGCAGGAAUCCUGCCUGUACCAUUUCAUCUGCCACUCUCAGAUCAGUGUUGCAACCCCUUGUUUCCACUUCAGGAGAGAGGAGAGCUAAUUGCAUCUGCUUUAUUGAUGUGUAAAUUUACAGGUCAGUUCAGAAAGAGAGAUAUUUAUAUAUAAAAAUGAGACACAGAACAAAACAACAUUUGCAAGUUCAAAGAACAGCAGGCUCCAAGACCCAGUGACAACGAUUCAACACAGUAAUUACCCAGAUAUUGAUGACAAUGAUCCCUGCCCCAUGGCCUGAAGGCACUUUAUCUCAUUGACAGCCGUCUGUACUGUGUGACUGUGGAGCUCAUUGCAUGGCAUGGUGUUGCUGUGACAGUGUAAAUACAGUGUUGUAUAUUGUUGGGUGUAAUUUAUCUUUGUUGAGAUAAUAUAUAGAGCCCAUGGUGAACAUUUGUGACUGUACAUAUGGAGUAAUGUAAUAUUUCGUUUAAUAUUAAUGUCUGAAGUUUUAACCCCAGCAGCUAUGUUUACUUGUUAAUGUGCUUUGGUUGUGUUAGGUUGACAGAAAAAGGAGGACUUGUGAAAGCAGACCCUUUUAAGAUUUCUUUCGAAUGGAAGGGGCCUCGUUGGCAUCAUUCUCACGUUGGUGUGCAGCGGUCCCGACGUCACCAAGCACUGUUCUUGUUUCCAGAGUUGAACAUGACCCAGGAGUUUUCUCUGCCCACCCCAGUAACCCACCUCAUCCUUUCUCCCUCACUUGUCCUGUCUGCCGACGGAGCCCCUUUCAAGAGAUUUUUAGGAAUGGCACUUUAUCUCAGUUACAAUGUGACGUGGUUCUGCUUUGUUUGAUUGGUUGAGAUGGUAGGACAGGAGGCAUCGCAGUCCCCGGGGAACAGGAGGCACAACAGUGCGAUGUUUCCACAGUCAAACAGCUUUUAUUGGGAAAAUGAAAAGAAUGACUCUAUUCUUUCCAUAUGUAGAAAUUUUCAGCAAGAUCUCUCCUUGUGUACAUAAUGUAAAUUAUUUAUUAUUGAAAAGACUUUGAGUAAAAUUUUUUGAGUAACAAUUUCAACAA